AUGUACGGAACUUUGGUAUACGUAAUAUGCCUCUUUGAAAAGUCACAUCCGGCAGGAUUGGUUCACCCAGAGAUUCUGCAGCAUUCACUUAUUCUGUCCUAUCAGCUUGUACAAGCUGUGACGGGCCCUCAUUGCCUAUUCAACCUUAUUGCUUCUCAAACCCACAUGUUACAAAGUCGGGCAGAUCCUUCAACUUCAAACACUUCUCUCACAUUCAACAUGACAUCACUCGAUAACACCAAGAGUGACUCUACAGAACCAGUCAUGCCUUUGUUGCUGCCCAUUGAUGGUGUUGGUCACACCGACAGUCUUGUUGAGGAAGUAACUCGUUAUUUCGGCUUAGGCCGAGAUAGAAUCGAGAGUAUCCUCCCAAGCACGGCCUUCCAGCAAGAUGUCAUUGACUGUGCUGGCAAUGACAAGCAGCGUUCCAUUGGCCAUGUUGCUUAUGAGAUCAGCAAUGAUAUCAACAUCUCAAACUUGGCCGCUGCUUGGAAAGAAACCAUCAACCGAACUCCUGCCCUGAGAACCUGUGCCUUCACCUCUCAGAGCGGAGAUUCAUAUCAGGUUAUCCUAAAAGACAGCUUUGUCUUCUCAUGGAUGUUCUGCACAUCUGUUGAUCAGAAGGAUGCUGUUGUGCAGGAUGAAGCUGCAGCUGCAGCUUCUGGACCUCGCUGCAAUCGUUUCGUUCUUCUCGAUGAUCCAAUUGCAAACAAGAAACUCCUCAUCUGGACCUUCAGCCAUGCUCUUGUGGAUAGCACCUUCCAAGAACGCAUCCUUGGGCGAGUUCUGAAGACUUACAAGCAUGGAAAUGAUGAACUCUCCAACAGACCCUACACGCCUGAGUCCUCUGAUCAUGAGGACGAUGGUCUGUCGUUGACUCCUACCGAUGGGUCAAAGACUCCGGAAACUGGUGGUAUUCACCCCGCGACCCAGUUCUGGAAGGAGUACUUGAGCGAUCUGAAUGCCUCUGCGUUCCCGCACUUGUCUUCUCCACUGGCUGUUCCCUACCCCAAUGCAAAGGCUGAGCAUCAUAUCUCAUUCACGAGCUCACCGCAGUCGCAUUGUCCCAGUGCAACUGUUUGUCGAACUGCACUUGCAAUUCUUCUAUCUCGCUAUACGCACUCGCCAGAGGCGCUGUUCGGUGUCGUGACAGAGCAACAACAGCUCAUCUCAAAUGGCCCAACACGGACUGUUGUGCCUUUCCGUGUGCAUUGCGCCUCUGGUCAGUCUCUUUCAGACAUCAUCGGUGCAGUCAAAGCCGAUGAUGAUGCCAUUCGCCAGUUCGCAGAUGCUGGUCUCCGCAACAUCGCUUCUACUGGGGAGGAUGGCUCUGCUUCUUGCGGAUUUCAGACUGUUCUGCUAGUUACCGAAGGUGACACUGAGCAAUCUUCUUGCGAGCUUCACCAGAAGACUGGAGAGUCUGAGCUAUUCAUGCCCUGCACCAACCGCGCUCUGCUACUCCACUGUCAAGUGGCCGGACAUGGGGUAUCGAUUAUUGCAAGAUACGACAAGAGCCUCAUUGACUCACAUCAAAUGGCUCGGCUACUGCGGCAGCUGGGACAUCUGAUACAGGUUCUACGAGACUCAUCGGACAAUCUGCCGUCUGCGGGGGAACUCGACAUGAUAACACCAGAGGAUCGAGCCGAGAUCCAGAGCUGGAACUCCCAGUCUAUCCCUUCACAAACCACCCUCAUCCACAGAGAGAUGCUAAAAACAGCCUCUGUCUCUCCCACAAAAGCCGCAAUUUGCGCUUGGGACGGAGAAUGGACCUACUCCGAGCUCGACAACAUCACCUCUCGCCUAGCUGCACUCAUCAAGUUCAGUACCCCAGGCCAAGAGCAUGCGAUAAUUCCCAUUUACUUUGAGAAGUCAAAAUGGGUCGUCGCCUCCAUGCUCGCCGUCAUGAAAGCUGGUCAUGCAUUCACACUGAUUGACCCGAAUGAUCCACCGGCUAGAGUAUCCCAGGUCGUCGCGCAAACGGGCGCAACAAUUGCGCUUACUUCCAAGCUUUACGGCAGCAAGGUACAAGCUAUUGUCGGGCGCUGCAUUGUGGUCGACGAUGAGCUUGUCCAGUCGCUCAUCUGCACUUGUGCCUUGGAUACAGGCUUGGCUCUGGCCACGGUUACUCCAAAGGACCUGGCCUACGUUAUCUUCACUUCCGGCAGUACGGGCGAUCCCAAGGGUAUCAUGAUUGAGCAUCGAGCCUUUUCGUCCUGUGCCCUCAAAUUUGGGUCUGCACUCGGGAUCAACAGCGACACUCGCGCUCUUCAGUUCGGGUCUCAUGCAUUUGGCGCCUGUCUUCUUGAGAUCAUGACCACUCUCAUACACGGUGGUUGCGUUUGUAUCCCAUCCGAUGAUGAUCGUAUGAACAAUGUUCCAGCUUUCAUCAAUCGUUCCAAUGUCAAUUGGAUGAUGGCGACACCGUCUUAUAUGGGCACCUUCCAGCCAGAACAUGUCCCUUGCUUGCAGACUUUGGUGCUUGUCGGUGAGCAGAUGUCACCAUCUGUCAACGCCAUUUGGGCUCCCCGCGUUCAACUCUUGGAUGGCUACGGCCAGAGCGAGAGUUCUUCCAUCUGCUUUGUUGGCAACAUCAGCUCAUCGGGCGCUGAUCCAAACAACAUCGGUCACUCAGUGGGUGCGCAUUCUUGGAUCAUUGAUCCCAGCGAUCCCAAUCGUCUGGUCCCAAUUGGCGCGAUUGGUGAGCUCGUCAUUGAGAGUCCUGGCAUCGCACGCGACUACAUCAUUCCUCCACCGUCAGAGAAGUCGCCCUUCUUCUCAACAGUUCCAGCCUGGUAUCCUUCUAAGCAUUUACCCAAAGGCUUGAAGUUUUACCGGACCGGCGAUCUCGCACGUUACGCAUCUGAUGGUACUGUUGUUUGUCUUGGUCGCGUGGACUCUCAGGUCAAGAUCAGAGGGCAGCGCGUUGAGCUGGGCGCAGUGGAGACUCACCUCCGACAACAGAUGCCCGACGACAUGUCCAUCGUGGUUGAAGCUGUCAAACCGUCGGACUCUUCUACAAGUACCGUUCUCGUUGCUUUCUUGAUAGCCUCGCAAGCAGCCGAGACUGUCGUAGAGGCCAGCAUCUUGGAUCACACGGCUUGCAGAGACAUCAAUGUGAAAUUGGAGCAUGUUCUUCCUCGCCAUUCCAUCCCCUCGUGCUAUAUCAGCAUGCAGCAUCUUCCUCGUACCGCCACUGGUAAAGUCGACCGGAGAAAGCUUCGAUCUAUCGGUCGCGACAUCUUGGCCCAGCAGAUUCAAGGAACUAGCUCCCGCCCAUCUCAAUUGAGCCCUUCAGCAACCAGCAGUCAAACCAAGCUGGAGGAGGUUUGGCUCCAAUGCUUGAACCUCGAGCCUGGCGCUGCCAACAUUGAAUCAACCUUCUUCGAGCUGGGUGGCCACUCCAUCACUGCCAUUAAGAUGGUCAACAUGGCGAGGUCAGCUGGCAUAGAGCUCAAGGUCUCUGAUAUCUAUCAGAACCCUACCCUUGCCGGCCUUGAGGCUGCAGUGAGCGGUAGCGCCAUGCCCUACUCUCUCAUUCCAACGACCACUCGCGAUGGACCUGUUGAGCAGUCUUACUCUCAAGGUCGACUUUGGUUCUUGGAUCAGCUUGAGGUCGGCGCGCUGUGGUAUCUGAUUCCAUACGCUGUUCGCAUGCGAGGAUUGGUUGACAUUGAUGCUCUGAGUCGUGCUCUGAUGGCCUUGGAGCAGCGCCACGAGACCUUGCGGACUACCUUUGAGGACCAUGACGGCGCGGGUGUACAGGUUAUUCACCAGAAGCUCUCCAAGGAAUUGAGAGUCGUCGAUGCGAUGGACGGGGAUUACCUUCGACUGCUAGAACAAGAGCAGACUACCCCAUUCGAUCUCACUUCCGAAGCAGGCUGGAGAGCGUUGCUCAUCCGCUUGAGCGACACCGACUACGUCCUCUCUAUCGUCAUGCAUCACAUCGUCUCCGAUGGCUGGUCAAUUGACGUUCUGCGACACGACCUCAGCCAACUCUACGCCGCAGCUCUUCAAGGCCGGGAUCCUCUCUCAGCCAUGAACCCUCUCCCAAUCCAGUACAGCGACUUCGCCAUGUGGCAGAAGCAGGAGGCUCAAGCACUCGAACACGAGAAGCAACUUGAGUACUGGAAGAAACAACUCGCAGAUUGUUCACCAGCCAAGUUGCCGACCGACUUCCCCCGACCAGCUUUACUCUCCGGUGAGGCGGGUGUAGUGCCGGUCUCUAUCGACGGACAGCUGUACCAGAACCUGCGGGGGUUCUGCAACGAGAACAACACCACUUCAUUUGCCGUGCUGCUAGCUGCUUUCCGCGCUGCGCAUUAUCGUCUCACUGGCGUUGACGACGCUGUCAUCGGUACACCCAUCGCCAAUCGCAACCGAUGGGAGCUGGAGAACAUUAUCGGCUUCUUCGUCAAUACGCAGUGCAUGCGCAUCACUGUUGAUGAUGAAGACACCUUUGGCACGUUGGUACGACAAGUCCGAGCAACCACGACUGCGGCAUUUGAGAACGAAGAUGUCCCGUUCGAGCGUGUUGUGUCAACCAUGUUACCUGGCUCAAGAGAUCUUUCUCGAACACCGCUUGCGCAGCUCAUCUUUGCUGUCCACUCGCAGAAGGAUCUUGGAAGGUUUGAGCUCCAAGGUCUUGAAUCAGAGGCUGUCUCGAGCAAGGCUUAUACUCGGUUCGACAUUGAGUUUCAUCUGUUCCAAGAGGCCGGUGGACUCAAGGGCAGUUGCAACUUUGCCACGGAUCUGUUCAAGCCCGAGACUAUCCAGAACGUGGUCAGCGUCUUCUUCCAGAUUCUUCGCAAUGGUCUUGAGAAGCCUGAGAUCCCCAUCUCGGUCCUUCCUCUUACCGAUGGUAUUGAGGAGCUACGUCGUAUGGACCUGCUGAAGAUCAAGAAGGUUGAAUAUCCACGAGAUGCAAGCUUGGUUGACAUCUUCAGCACGCAAGUCGCUGCGUACCCAGAGUCUUUAGCCGUGGUGGACUCCUCGUCUCGUCUUACUUAUGCAGAGCUGGACCGUCAGUCUGACCUGCUUGCGACAUGGCUUCGUCGACGGGGUAUGCCGGCUGAGACUUUGGUUGGAGUUCUCGCUCCACGAUCAUGCGAAGCAAUUGUCGCGAUCAUCGGUAUCCUCAAGGCGAACUUGGCGUAUCUCCCCUUUGACGUCAAGUCUCCUACCGCCCGCCUGAACGACAUUCUGUCUGGUCUCCCCGGGCCUACGAUUGUGCUUCUGGGCUCAGAUGUCCCUGCUCCCGAGUUGGAGGUGCCUGACUUGGAGUUUGUAUGUGUCGCUGAUGCCCUGGAAUAUCGCGAUACGAAUGGUCUCAAUGGCCAUGCGCAUAUCGACACUUCGAACCCUUCCGCAACAAGUCUCGCAUACGUACUCUUCACUUCCGGCUCCACUGGCCGACCCAAGGGCGUCAUGGUCGAGCAUCGCGUUAUCGUCCGUCUCAUGAGAAGCAACAUCAUACCCGACUUCCCAACUCAACCGCGAUCAGCUCACAUGUUCAACAUUGCCUUUGACGGCGCUACCUACGAGAUUUUCUUUACUCUCCUCAAUGGUGGAACAUUGGUCUGCAUUGACUACAUGACUACUCUUGAUGUCAAGGCGCUUCAAGACGUGUUUAUCAAGGAACAGAUCAACGCUGCAUGCAUGGCGCCUGCGUUGCUGAAGCUUUAUCUCACCGAUGCGCGCGAUGCUUUGAGGGGACUUGACUUUCUCAUGGCUGCUGGAGAUCGGUUCGAUGGCCAGGAUGCCAUCGAGGCGCAGAGCCUUGUUCGAGGUCAGUGCUACAAUGGAUAUGGUCCAACGGAGAAUGGUAUCAUGAGCACGAGGUAUCCUAUCGCAACUGGUGACUCUUUCAUCAAUGGAGUUCCCAUCGGGCGAGCUGUCAACAACUCUGGAGCCUACGUCACCGACCCGAACCAGCAACUUGUUGGUGUCGGCGUUAUGGGAGAGCUUGUCGUCACUGGCGAUGGCCUUGCGCGCGGGUAUUUCGACCCAGCCCUCAACACCAACCGUUUCAUCCACAUUGAAGUCGAUGGCCAGCGAGUGAGAGCAUAUCGCACAGGCGAUCGGGUGCGUUACCGAGUAGGCGACGGCCUCAUCGAGUUCUUCGGCCGCAUGGAUACCCAGUUCAAGAUUCGCGGCAACCGUAUCGAGUCAGCUGAGGUUGAAGCUGCGAUGCUUGGCCACGGUUCUGUCCGCGAUGCUGCUGUUGUCGUGCAGAAGGACGAGGGUGAGAAGGCAGACUUGGUUGGCUUCGUCGUCAUUGAUCACGAUCAUUCUAUGGAGGGUGACGCGAAUGACAACCAGGUCGAGGGCUGGCAAGAUCAUUUCGAGACUGAGAUGUAUGCCGACAUUGGUGAUAUUGACCCGUCUACCAUUGGCAAAGACUUCAAGGGCUGGACUUCCAUGUACGACGGGAGUGAGAUCGACAAGGCGGAGAUGCAAGAGUGGCUCGACGACACCAUCAAGACACUCCGCGAUGGCCAGGCACCGGGCCAUGUACUUGAGGUCGGAACUGGUAGCGGCAUGAUCUUGUUCAACCUCGGCCACGGACUACAGAGCUAUCGAGGCCUUGAACCUUCCAAGUCAGCCGCCGCGUUUACAAACAGCGUCAUCAAGUCCGUCUCGUCUCUGGCUGGAAAAGCCGAGGUCCACGUUGGCACAGCUCAGGACAUUGGACAGCUGAAUGACCUGCACCCAGACCUCGUGGUGAUCAACUCAGUCGCCCAGUACUUCCCUUCACCAGAGUACUUGGCCCAAGUGGCAGACACUUUGGUUCAUCUCCCCGGCGUUAAGCGCCUGUUCUUCGGCGACAUGCGAACGAACGCCACCAACAAGCACUUCCUCGCUGCCAGGGCUGUCAAGACACUAGGCAACAAUGCGACCAAAGACUCUAUCAAGCAGAAGAUGGCUGAGCUAGAGGAGCGCGAGGAGGAGUUGCUGGUUGAGCCAGCCUUCUUUACGACACUACAAGACCGCUUCCCCGACCUGGUUCAUCAUGUCGAGAUCCUUCCGAAGAAUAUGCAUGCUACGAAUGAACUCAGCGCGUACCGUUAUGCGGCUGUUGUGCACAUCCGUGAUCGCGACUCGGCACAGCCUGUGCAUACGGUUGAGAAGGGCAAUUGGGUCGACUUUGGCUCAUCAAAGAUGGACCGCGAUUCUCUCUUGGACCUUCUACGACAUUCGAAGGACUCAGCGACCGUGGCUAUUAGCAACAUUCCUUUCGCCAAGACCACCUUUGAGCGACAGAUCGUUGAGUCCCUCGAGGAUGACAAGGAUGAGGCCAAGGUCGAUGGUGCCGCUUGGAUCUCAGCAGUCCGCUCCGAUGCAGACAGUCGUGCAUCUCUCUCUGUUCCUGACCUUUACCAGCUUGCUCAAGAGUCUGGGUUCCGCUUGGAAGUCAGCGCAGCGCGUCAGUGGUCUCAGAGCGGUGCACUUGAUGCUGUCUUCCACCACUACCCAUCAUCUACACAGGCUCGCCGCACUCUGAUCAAGUUCCCUACCGAUAACCAUCUCCGAAGCUCAGCUACCCUCGCCAAUCGACCGCUUCAAGGCUUGCAGCGACGUCGCGCCGCUUUGCAAGUUCGUGAGCGACUUCAAUCACUGCUUCCAUCGUACAUGAUUCCAUCGACCAUCGUGGUGUUGGAUCAGAUGCCUCUCAAUCCCAACGGCAAGGUCGACAGGAAAGAACUCGCACGCCAGGCUCGAAUUGUACCGAAGCAACAGACCGCACCGCCUGCACAAGCAUUCCCUAUUAGCGACAUCGAGGCCAUACUCUGCGACGAGGUGUCGGCGACUUUCGGGAUGAAGGUUGACAUAUCUGAUGACUUCUUCAAACUCGGUGGCCAUUCCCUUUUGGCUACGAAGCUCAUCUCACGUGUUGAACAACGCUUCAAUGUCCGUGCCACCGUCAAAGACGUAUUCGACAAUCCGGUCUUUGCUCAUCUUGCGGUCGUCAUUCGUGAAGGACUUGCUUCGCGUACCACUUUGACCAAUGGUCAGGACAAGCAAGGUUGGUCCGCUCGUGUUGCGCCACGCACUGAGACUGAGAUCAUCUUAUGUGACGAGGCUUCCAAGCUUCUUGGUAUCGAAGUCGGAAUCACUGAUAACUUCUUUGAUCUCGGUGGACACUCGAUGAUGGCUACUAAGUUGGCAAUGCGACUUGGCCGUCGGUUGGAUACCACGAUAGUGGUCAAAGAUAUCUUCGACUACCCAGUUCUGUUUCAGCUUUCCAAGAAGCUCGAGUCAGCUGGAUCAGAGUCCUACAAGGAAGACGCACCGGUGGAGGACUACAACCCGUUCGAGCUUCUUUCACUCGAAGAUCCACAAGACUUCAUCCAGCGAGAGAUUUGCUCACAGCUCAACAUCUCAUUCGAGUCAAUCCAAGACACCUACCAGUCCACGCAAAUGCAGAAGUCCUUCCUCUUCAGCCCAGGAACAGGUUCCCCAAGGCCUCUUACACCAUUCUACAUCGACUUCCCAGUCGACUCUGACCCCGCUACUCUUGUCCAAGCCUGUCACUCUCUGGUCCAGCAUAUCGACAUGUUCAGAACAGUCUUUGUACUAGCUUCAGGCCAGCUCUAUCAAGUCGUCCUGAAGAAUCUCGACGUGCCAAUCGAGACCAUUGUAACGAACCAAAACGUCAACACGGCUACCAAUGAUUACUUGAAUGAGCAUGCGCAGGACCCCAUUCGUCUUGGAGAGUCAUUGAUACGCAUCGCUAUUCUCAAACAGUCAUCUUCGUUACGUGUUCUACUACGAUUGUCGCACGCGUUGUAUGAUGGCUUGAGCUUAGAGCCUAUCGUGCGCAAUCUUCACAUACUCUUCAACGGCAUGUCACUUCUCCCACCAACGCAGUUCAGGCGGUACAUGGAGUACACUGCCAACAGCCAAGAGAAGGGUUAUGAGUUCUGGCGUGGUGUGAUUGGAUAUUCUCCCAUGACAGUCUUGAGCGACACGAGCAACGCGGCUUGUCGUCAGGAAGUGGCACCUUCGAAGGCCUUGCACUUGUCAAAGGUCGUCAGCGUACCCAGUCAGGCUAUCCGCAGCAGUAUUGCUACGCAGGCGACGGUGUUCAACUCUGCGUGUGCUCUAGUGCUGUCCAAGGAGUCUGGAUCCAGAGACGUCGUCUUCGGUCGCAUUGUCUCAGGUCGUCAAGGCUUGCCGGUCAAUUGCCAGGACAUCAUCGGUCCUUGCACAAAUGCCGUACCUGUUCGCGCGCACAUUGGUACAGGCGAUAAUCAUCACCAAAUGCUUCGCGACAUGCAAGACCAGUAUCUGCGAAGUUUGCCGUUCGAGACACUCGGGUUUGAGGAGAUCAAGCGCAACUGCACAGACUGGUCAGAAACAACAUCCAAUUUCGCAUGCUGCGUGACAUACCAUAACUUUGAGUAUCAUCCAGAGAGUGAAGUUGAACAGCAGCGUGUUGAGAUGGGAGUUUUAUCGAAGCACGUUGAGUUGAGGAAGGAUGAGCCGCUGUAUGACUUGGCGAUAGCUGGAGAGGUUGAGCCUGAUGGAAUGAGCUUGAAGGUUACUAUUAUUGCGAGAGCGCAUUUGUUUGAGGAGGAGAGGGUGCAAUAUUUCUUGGAGGAGGUUUGCAACACAUUUCAGACUUUGAACUUUUCGUUGUAAGGUAUUAGUGGGUGGACCUUUAUGGGCAUAAAUGUUGG
Fusarium redolens is the source of this 9680-nucleotide messenger RNA. RefSeq lists its product as uncharacterized. Gene Ontology annotation, biological process: amino acid activation for nonribosomal peptide biosynthetic process; secondary metabolite biosynthetic process. Gene Ontology annotation, cellular component: cytoplasm. The record is from RefSeq and is a predicted model, not a curated record. The transcript has 2 exons. Gene Ontology annotation, molecular function: catalytic activity; phosphopantetheine binding. The coding region runs from base 1 to 9642 and encodes 3213 amino acids. NCBI's taxonomy places the organism in Eukaryota, Fungi, Ascomycota, Sordariomycetes, Hypocreales, Nectriaceae.